Molecule: messenger RNA, 1309 nt
Organism: Podarcis muralis (Common wall lizard)
Lineage: Eukaryota; Metazoa; Chordata; Lepidosauria; Squamata; Lacertidae
Gene: SRXN1
Product: sulfiredoxin 1
Biological process (GO): cellular response to oxidative stress
Cellular component (GO): cytoplasm
Molecular function (GO): sulfiredoxin activity
Source: RefSeq, a predicted model, not a curated record
CCGUACGGAGGAAUUCCCCCGGCCCUUCCUCCCACCCAGGACGAGUGGAAACCGGUUCCGGGUCUGAUCCCCGGUCCAGAUCGAGCCUUGGCUGCUGCUGCAGCGCCCCGCUUCCUCCUUCGCCGACUUUUCUGCUGCCUCAUCGUGACUCAGCCAAAAAACUUAUGACCCAGCCCAGGAAAAGCGCUUUGCCCACGUGCGCGUGUGAUUCAUCCGGACGGGACGCUUCCAUUGGGGACUGCAGGGGGGAACGGGUGUCGGGAUCCUGCGGGGAUCCCUUGCUCUCUUGCAAGCCCGGCGUCGGGGAUCGGGUUCACAAGGCGUCCUGAAGCCCAGGCAAGUGGGGGGUGUCUGUGGCUCCUCCGCCUCCUCUUUCCCUUCCUCUCUCUCUCUCGUCCACCCCGCGGCCCAGCGGUGGUGCGAUCCGGUGCAAGCCAGAUGGACGGCGUUAUAUGAGCCCCGGGAUGUGGGGAGUGAGAUCGCGAGCUUGGAGGGAGCUGCUGGGGCUGGAUCUGGGAAGGUGGAGGCGCAUCGGGGCCGAGAACGUCGCCAGCAUGGCAAGCGAAGGCGGCGCAGGGCGCAGCAUCCAUUCGGACAACAUCGCCGCGGUCCACGAGGUGCCCAUGAAGGUGAUCAUCAGACCCAUCCCUCCUGUCUUGGAGGAAGGGAAGGUGGAGAGCCUCAUGAGCACCAUCCAGGAAGAAGCUGACCGCGUGCCCCCGAUAGAUGUCCUCUGGAUCAAAGGCCGAGAAGGGGGCGACUACUUCUACUCCUUUGGAGGGUGCCACCGUUACACAGCCUACAAGCGGCUGGGCAAAGAGACCAUCCCAGCUAAAAUCAUCUGCUCCACCAUCAGCGACUUGCGCACUUACCUGGGUUCCUCCCUGCCUGAUUUGCGGUAGGGAUGCUCUUGGGACCAAGCGGUCCUCAGGAGGGGAGAGUUGAUCUUGUGUUCGAAUCCUGCCUGUGGGUUUCCCACGGGCCUCGGGUUGGCCCCUGCAAGAACAGGAUGCUGGACUAGACGGGCCAUUGGCCUCAUCCUGCCACGCUCUUCUUAUGUUCCUCAAGGAGAUGAGCUUUGCUCUCAGGAUGGCAGGCUUCCGAUAAGGAGACUGUUGAAUCGCAACAGAAACAGAGACUGUUUUUACCUCAGGUAAUUUCUCCUCCUGGCUUUAGUCAUCUGGCUUUUGUAUAUUUUUUUUAAAAAAACGUUUUUUAUAUCGUAAAACACUUUAUAUGGACUUUUCACAAUAGGCUUCGGAAAGUUUGAAAAGAAGCCUAUAAAUGAAUAAAGGAAAAUGUAUCAGAA